Molecule: messenger RNA, 1486 nt
Organism: Racocetra persica
Lineage: Eukaryota; Fungi; Glomeromycota; Glomeromycetes; Diversisporales; Gigasporaceae
Source: the annotation of a GenBank genome assembly
GUAUCAAGAAACUCGGAGUCAUAAAAUAGUUGAUAUUCGGGACGUGAUCCGUGGCAUUUUAGCACAACACGAGAAUCUUUUCAAGGAUAAAUUUCGACUUCUAAAACGUUGUCAUUUUGAUAUUUUGCGUAUUUUACCAUCUUUCGAAAUAAUAUCAGAAGAUGUUCCAUGGACAAAGAUUCCUGUGGAAAAUUUAAGCACAGAAUUUUCCGCAACAGUUUAUAAUAUUUUACCCGGCCGGAAAUGUCUUACUCGUUCAAUGCUACAUUUAGUUCAAUUGCACCACAAUUUACACACGUUGCGACUGCUGGAAGUGCCUAUGAAGAAAAGUGACAACACAAAGACAACAUAUGAAAUAGAAUUGCUUUAUCAAGCAAAUAACCAUAAGCCUGGUAAUAUCUCCGUUACAACUGGGCAUGCAUCAAGACCGCGAUUAUUUGAGCCAGAUUAUUUUAAAGAUCGACAGACCGUUGUCAAAUGGAUUAAGCAAAAACUUUACAGCCUAGAGGGAACGAUUACUCGUUGUUCUCAUAUGGUUACGCCUAUAGACGUAAGUGAAAUUUCGAUAUCGGUGCCAACUCGUGUACUGAUCACUAGCUUAGCUAAAGGUGCAAUUUAUGCUUUAACAGAUCCUUCAUUAUCUGCAAAUAGUAAUAAUCAAUCUACGGUUCGAAGUGAAAAUUCCCCACCAAUAAAGCCGCUUUUUUCACAUAUCCUGAUAUUUCGUGAAGGUGCAUUGUAUGUUCAUUGCCAACAUAUCAAUCACGGAAAAAAUGCCCAUCUUCUCGAUGUCAUCAAUUUUGAAGUCCCUCCUCAACUUGUGGUUUCGCCUAAAUCAGAUGUCUCUAUGUAUUCUCAGUUUUUCGAACCUCUUAUUAUUAAACCGAAUUUGGUUAAUCGAAGGCCUAUAAAUAAAACCAUCAAGGUAUCAGGACAUGAAGUUAAAAGUACGCAGACUUUGGAUAUUGAAACAAGAUGGCUUAAAACUGCGUUAAGUUCGAACAAUGACAUAAUACUCAAAUUGCAGAGUAGUUUAUCUGAAGGGACUACACUCGUCCAUGAUAUACUGUCCGAAUUAAAAAAACUUCAUUGUGUUGAGACACCGCCUGAUGAUUAUACUAAAAUCGCAAACAAUAUACUGGAUCGAUUAUUCGCGCUUGGAAGGGGUUCUGACUCAUUUACAAAUCAAAAAAAUGCAGUUGCACUUUUGAAGCAAAUCCCUAUAAUUUCAGAAGCCUUUCAAUCCACGUCUCCAGAACACGCUGAGAUACAUGAGAUCAUGACUGGACGUGUAAGGCCUGACGGUACGGAGAACAAGCCGCUACCUAUACCACAAUCAUCAUCUAAUAAUAGUGGGCCUAUACCAUAUCUACAGUAUCAUGUUCCAAGUGUCUUUGGAAUCAAAAAGGAACAAGAAAAAUAUAUGAAUCGGUUAGGGAUUAAGCGUAAAGAUUUCGAUGGACAAUUACCCAAGAUGAAAAGCUAG